UCUCCCAGCUGCAAGAUCCUGCUUGUGCCCAGCUUGCACAAUCCCUGCUCUUCUCUCAGGUCCCUCCCUGCAGGAGAGGCAACUAAUCCCACUGAGCUCCCAGGCUGGGGAACAAGAGCAGCUUCACCCUUUUUGGAAGGCCAGGGCUUGGUCCUGCUUUCAGCAUCCACCAAGAUCUCUUCUGGGUGUCUCCUGCCAGCUCAAACUCCUGCUCUCCCUCCUCUCCCCAUAUAUCCCACCUAUUCUGGGACCAGGGGAGCAGAUACUCCUUCAUGUGGGCUCUGCAGCACUGUUCCUUUUCUCCACCCAGGCUGCCUUCCUCCAAGAGGUCUGGAAGCACCCAAAACAAACCGCUCCAGCCACACCAGACAGGUUACAGGCAGUCCUGACUGAUGUGCUCAUAGGCUCAGGGCAGGUCCCUGCAUUCUGUGCAGGCAGCAGAGGACAGCAGACAUGGGGACGUGGCAGCCAGCUUGCACACAGGCAUGAGGGGUCAGAACUGCCCAUGCUGCCUUCACCUGGCAGAGACUGGGAACAGAGGCAGAGCUUUUCCACAACCCACCCCUUAGCCAGGGGGAUUUGCAGACAGCCCCACUGCACCAGACCGAUGCAGUUACAAGCAUACUCUGCCAGCUGGAGUAGGAUAUUUAAGGACCCAGCUAUGAAGAAAAGAAGAGGUCGUGCCGAGGAUUUACAGCAUUAAGGAAAAAACAUGAACACAACUGGUGAAAACUUAGCCAGCCCCACCUCCUGGCAGCCCACUACAGGUGAUUUUCCCAACUGCACUGACGUGGAAGCUACUCUGAAGACUUUGUACCUCCCCAUUAUGUACAGCAUCAUCUUCCUGGUGGGCUUUCCAGGAAAUGUCAUCGCCAUCUGUGUUUACAGCUUCAAGAUGAGGCCUUGGAAGAGCAGCACCAUCAUCAUGAUGAACCUGGCACUCACAGACCUGCUGUACCUAACCAGCCUCCCCUUCCUCAUACACUACUAUGCCAGUGGGGAGCACUGGAUCUUUGGUGAGUUCAUGUGCAAGUUCAUCCGCUUCGGCUUCCACUUCAACCUGUACAGCAGCAUCCUCUUCCUCACGUGCUUCAGCAUCUUCCGCUACAUGGUGAUUGUCCACCCGAUGAAGUUCUUCCACGUCCAAAGGAAGCGUUGGACAGCGGUGGCCUGUGCAGCCAUUUGGAUGAUCUCACUGGCAGCUGUCAUCCCCGUCAACUUCUUGAUCUCCUCAAAAGAGGAGGAAAACAGGUCCUUAUGCCUUGACCUUACCAGCUCUGAAAACCUGGGCACAAUCCGGUGGUAUAACUGGCUGCUGACCAGCCUAGCCUUCUUCUUGCCCCUGCUGACGGUGACUCUGUGCUAUGCAUUCAUUAUUUGCACCUUGGCCACCGGGCUCCAGGCACGGGCUGGCUACAAACAGAAGGCUCGCCGGCUCGCCAUUGUCCUCUUGGUGGUCUUCUAUGUGUGCUUCCUCCCCUUCCAUGUUUUUCGGAUAGCUCGGCUUGAACUGCGGUUUUGUACGGCCAACUGCCACGUGGAGAAGCAAAUCCAUGCCGCCUAUAUCAUCUCCCGGCCACUGGCUGCUCUCAACACGUGUGGUAACCUUCUCCUUUACGUCGUGAUCGGAGGUGCCUUCCAGCAGGCCAUCCUCUCUCUUUCAAGGUGCAAGUGGAGAAAAUACAUCCAGCGACCUGGCAGCAACAAUUACACCAACAAGUCGGAAAUCAACUUAAGGUUAUGAAAGGGUCCCUUGGUGAGAAUUCCAGGAAACUUGGGAUUGCUUCGGUGCUGCAAAGCCCUGCAUAGGCAGGUGUGCUGAUAAGGCAGUGAGAAUUGCAGCUGUUUUUUCACUCCAUCUCCAAUAGAGUGCUUGCCAGAAAAAGCUGUCUCAGGAGCAGGUUGAUACUUACCUCUCUUAGCAACCAGAGAAAAGGGAGUGAAAAGAAAAAUCUUAAGCCUCCUCAAAGGUAGAAUUUUAAGUUACCCCAUAGGACUGUUUCUAAAGUUAUUUGGGAAAUGCAGGAUUCUCUUGCUUCAGGCUCUGUGGCUGGUUACAGAAAUACAAGGAGCUUAGUUUGGGCAAGAGAACAACUUCCAUUGAUGUCAGUGCCAUCACUGAUGUAGUGUUUGCUUUGUUUAUUAGAGCUGGAGUGAGAUGCAGCAAAUUGUCACGGUUGCUGAAACCACUGAAUUACAUAGUUAGAAACCAGCUAGAUAAUCAUAUGUUUUCAAAUUAGAUGAACCUUAUGAACUUCAGCACAGGUCACUAAAGAACUGAAUCACAAAAUCUCAGUUGGCCCAGGGAAAGAUGAGAGAGAAGUACCAAAGGAGGAAACAUGGUCAAUGUAAGAAAAGAUAUACAAGGAGACACAUAUAUGGAGAAAAUGGAGGAACAAGGAAUUAAAAACAAAACAAAACAAACAAACAAACAAAAAACUCGGUCAUGUUAAUAUCCACCUCAGAAAAAUACUAGAACAAACAAUCAGAUGAUAAGCCUACAGAAGAUGAGUACAUUUGACUACCAGCCAGUAUGAGUCUACCAGAAGAGGCAGAUGCCAUGCUGGGAUGCAUAAAUAAGAAUAUAAUGUGCAAGAUGUGUGAAGCAGCCCUUACGCCCUCCUCAGCGUUGUUAACCUCUCAGCUGGAGCACUGCGUUGUUAACCUCUCAGCUGUAGCACUGUGUCUGGCCUUGGAGGCUGCCCUUCAGGGAAGACCAGCCGAGCAGAGCAUGGUAAGGGCACCCAGAGGAAUGACCAAAGAGGAAAGGAACUGGAUGGAAAACCAAAUGGUCUGAAAACACCCCAAGGGGGGAAUAUCAGGAAGGGCUUUCUCUUGGGGCAAGUUGAUGAAGAACUGGAAAGGACAAAAGGAGCCUAUGCUGCCAGGUGUCUGAAGGUUCAGGCUAUUGAGGCAUUUAGCAAGAGGAACACAAGAUCACCCGACCUCCGGAUGUCCCUUUUGGCCUCUAAGCUCUGCAAUUAGGCAUAUGUUACUGGUAGAAUCAGUGCUAGCGAAAGAAGUCAUGCCAGGGGACAUCCCUGGCACUGAAGGUUGUCCCACCACCCUGCUAUGGCAUGGGAGAGCCUGGGGCAUGUGACUGGCCAGCAGCAGCCACCACACUCCCUAGCAAAGCCUGGUACCCACCAUGGGUUAGCACCAUUCCCCGCAGGCAGCGGUGUGUGGGUACCACAUGUAAGUAGGUCAAAAAAAUGAUACUGUAAUGUUUUUGCAUGCCUUGUGGAUAUUUAAAAAAACACUUGAUUUGGUAAAGACACGACCAUCACGUACAAACAGUGAAACAGACCUUUUGACAUGUUUUCUGUUUUGACAUGUUUUCAGGUUGCCACUAGGUGGUGAUCAUUCAUGGUCAACCUACCUGGUUUCACACAUGCAUGUCUGAUUCAAAACCACAGUUUACACAAAUAUGAUGAUUCACAUGAGAGAAGUCUUUUUUUUGAUAUAGAUUCGUAGCAUCCUACCGAUCUGACAUGGACAAAAAGUACAAACACACUGCAUAAAUUCUCUUCUCUUUCAUAUAAGUGAAAGCACAAGAUGUGUCUACUACUUAUACAUGCACAUCUAAAGCCUCUGAAUGGGUUAAAAUUAUCUUUUUUUUUUUUUUUUUUUUUUUUUUUUUUUUUUGAUGGUCCUGAGCAAGGACCAUCAUUGUAUUUUUAAUUCUUCUUCUCAGAAGCUCUUCUUCUCAAGCCCACGCUGAGCUUAUCACACACAGACAGAAACUUUUGAAUAAAACUACACAUACAACAUAAAACAGGGUGGCUAAAGGUAAAAAGUGUGGAAUGGAAGUGUUCAAGCUUUUUCAUCUCUGCCAGCAACAAGAGUGACAGUCCCCCAGUUUCAGUGGCUUGGAGAGGGGCUGCUUUUCCAUCUCCUCCUCAUCUCUUUCCCUAACAUUGCUGUAGGUUGGUUGCCUUCUGCCUGUCUCACCUACUGCCUCUCUUCAUUCAAUUGGGGCUAAACUAGAUGAUUUUAAAGUGCUGAAGCAGAUUAGGGAAUGCUCCUGGGAGCCAUGGUUCAUCGGUGGGGCAAUAAUAUCCACUAGAAGAGCAGCUUGGCUCCAUUACCUUGGCUGAAUUUAAAAAAGGACAAAAGCUCAACCUUAGUGCAGGCAUUUUUAAUGAAUUCAAGGUCUGCUCAGGUGCUCUGUGGGACUGAGAGAUCAUUAUCUCAUGUGACUCAUUCAUUUUGCUUACUGUGGAGGAUGAGAUCUCGAUAGCUUCUAAUUUUAGUAGCUGUAGGUUUACUGCUGAAACAAGGAUAAGUGCUUCAAUUGCAGUAAACAGGAGACACUUUCCAAACUCUGUAUGCAGUGUGACAACAAAGCCACAUAAAUUAAUAUGCUAUCGCAGGCUAAUUCACAGCGUAGUUAUGCUCCAGUAACCAGGUCUCUGUUAGAAAUCUCUAGCAUGUUUGUCUGCAAAGACAGUCGUGUCAGCUCAAGUACAUGCCAGCCAGCUACCCUCUGCCAGGGACUGCAGAGUCCAAAAAAGAAACUUUGCAAGGUAAACUAGGUUCACACCUCUCAAAGAGAUGUCAGUUCUGAUGAUGCUAACGAAGAAGUUAUGGCAUUGCUGACUGCUUUUGUAGACAUGUCAAACCUUAUUCUUCACAGUGACUCACUUAGUGUCAGAGACUGCAGCAGAGUAAUUUUCUACCAUUAAUUGCCAGGAAAGGCAAACAGCAUUUUUUACCUUUUCUGCCCACAUCUUGUGUUCCUGUAAGAAGUGGAAGCAAAACUCAAACUCAGCUCAUACUCAGACCUCCAAGAUAGGAAAAAAUACUGACUGCAACAUUUCACGUAACAAAGAAACAAAACAAUAACUUGCAAAACACGUCUGUGUCUUGUUCUAGGUGCUUUUCAAGCAACUCCAGUGCUCUGUGUCUGACUGAAUGCCUAAAAAGAGAGUAGAGAAUACCAUAUAUGUUAUCAGAAUCAAUAACCUGGUUAACAGUUAGUAGAGCAAAAAGCUACCAUGACUUGAUAAUGGUUGACUAUUGCAAGGUCUGUGUUGGGUGUUGAUGUGAGACAAGGCUGCAGUUUUAUCCUUGUGUAAUGGUAUGUGAGAUUGGGCUGCUGUGAUGUUAGCUGUGGAGUUUAACUCUACAGCAGUGAUCCGCCACAUGAAGGGAGGGUAGUGCCAGCCCCACCACUGAGUCAUUUAGACCACAGACAGAUGUUGUCAUUUUGCUGAUGAGGCUAAGCUGGCAGAAUAAACUUGGAAUGACUGCUUCCUUCUGUCACUGUUUUGUACUCUAACAAUGCAGGUUGAAUGAACCUAAACUUUGAAACCACAAACAAGAAUUUGUAUUCAAUUGCUACCAACCCCAAAAUGUAUUUGCCUUUCCCUGCCAGCA
This is a messenger RNA of Anas platyrhynchos (mallard), 5379 nucleotides long. RefSeq names its product 2-oxoglutarate receptor 1. The record is from RefSeq and is a predicted model, not a curated record. Gene Ontology annotation, biological process: G protein-coupled receptor signaling pathway. NCBI's taxonomy places the organism in Eukaryota, Metazoa, Chordata, Aves, Anseriformes, Anatidae. Gene Ontology annotation, cellular component: plasma membrane. Gene Ontology annotation, molecular function: G protein-coupled receptor activity.